AUCAUCGCGGUGGCGGAGGAGGAGAUGACAUCGCGGCGUCUCCCGCGCGCACACGAACGCGACGAAGACGAGAAAGAAGGGAAAUAAGAAAUUGGGUUUAUUUCCGCGGGCGCGCGCAAAGAAACCUUUUUUGACCUUUAGACCACUUUUUUUUGUUUUUUUUGUUAUUAUUGUCCACUUUAUCUUCAUCAUUGAUGAUGAUGCCGACAGUGCGCUGUUGUUGGACGUGAUUAAUCCACGAAGGUCACGUCAGGCGGAGCUGCAAUCUACUUCUUUUUGAAAACACCGAACACGUGUUUUUAUAUUGUCUUCUUCUUCUCACAAUUAAAAAGUAGACUCAAACACAACAAUCUACCCGAGUGGAAGAAGAAGAAGAAGAACUUUGUCGCUUUUUUUCUUUCUCGGGAUCGGCUAUUGACGACGCGCACGACGAGCAUCCCAGGUCGACCUCAAGAAAGUUCUAUCUCGUCUCUCUUUCGUCAUGCCUGUCCAUCUUUCUGCCUAAUCAGCGGCAACACAGCAUGCCUCAAUGUUUGCCAGCAACACCAGCAGAAGCAUUAUGGAAGUAAAAGAGCGACGUCCAUACUGCUCACUGACCAAGGGCCACAAGGACAAGGAGGGGCCCUACCCUGGUUCUUCAGCGGACAGUGAAGAUUGUGUUAUUGUUCCCCACGACCUGCGAGUCCCUACACAAAAGUCGUACUCCUCCAGUGAAACACUCAAGGCCUUUGAUCAGCACCAAGACCAGACCAGGUUACUUUAUGGGACUACAAAAGGACACAAGGACAUGGUUCAUCGUGAACAGGACAAUUAUAACAUAGAUGGUCACAAUUUCGGUCUUCGUCAGCUGGGCAUCUGUGAGCCGCCGUCACGUCGCGGUCUGGUCUUUUGCUCCGACAUGGGCCUUCCCCACCAUGGUUUCUCUGUCCCCACUACGGACCUGGACGUGGACGGCCAGGCCGUGAUAUCGCCAGAGCGAGCCAUGCGGCUGUGGGGCCGUGGCGGUCCUGUCAAAUCCUCAGGGAGGAGUUCCUGUCUGUCCAGCCGAUCCAACUCCGUGUUGACUCUUACCGAUACCGAGCAUGACAACAAGUCCGACAGUGACAAUGGUUCCCCCAUGCCCUCUCCCUCCUGUCCAUCAUCAGUCAUUGAACAAAUACAUCCCCAAUCAUCCCAUCUGCAUGACAACCAAGUGUUAAGUGACACAUCCGAGCCCGAGGAAGAGGAAGAGGAAGAGGAGGAGCAGGUGGAUUAUAGAAGCCGAUUGUACUUACCGGUAAACCAUGAGCAACCAUCCAACCACCAUAGCUCGACUCUGCCUCCUGUGCCACCGCCACAUCGUCAGCGGCCCUCAGUGACGGCUCUCAAUCAAUCCUUGGGCUCCGCACAUCACGCCGGCCAAUCUCUGAAUUCCACGCGGCACCUAACAGCUCCUAGUGGAAGCCCGGCCCUCGUGGCCGGCCAAUCACCUGCCGAGCUGCAGACCACACCGCCGGAAAGCGUCCCGCUGCAAGACAGCUGGGUGCUGGGUAGCAAUGUGCCUCUGGAAACAAGGCACUUUCUUUUUAAGACAGGAACUGGUACCACCCCUCUCUUCUCCACAGCAACGCCCGGCUACACGAUGGCGACGGGCUCAGUGUACUCUCCUCCUACCAGACCGUUGCCAAGAAACACCUUGUCCCGCUCUGCCUUCAAGUUUAAGAAAUCCUCCAAGUACUGCUCAUGGAGGUGUACAGCCCUCAGUGCAGUAGGAUUGUCUUUACUGCUGUCUGUCCUGCUGUGUUACUGCAUUGCGAUGCACCUGUUUGGUCUCAACUGGCAGCUUCAGGACAAUGAAGGAUACGGUGCGUUUGAAAACGGCGGUACUGGAAGAGAUACAACCCCGAACACCUUUAUGGUGUCCGCAGACAAUGGUAAAAUGUUUCUCCUAGAAAACAACACCAUAGACACAGGUGCGGUGGACGUGGGCAGACAAGCCAUACAAGAAGUCCCACCAGGUGUGUUUUGGAGGUCCCAGUUAGAUGUUGAUCAACCCCUCUUCCUGAAAUUCAACAUUUCGGUCCAUAGAGGUGCCCUCGUUGGAGUGUAUGGACGCAAAGGAUUGCCACCGUCACACACACAGUAUGACUUUGUGGAGCUGCUGGAUGGAAGUCGUCUUCUAUCCAAACGAUCCCUUAGUGACGUGGACAUGGCACAUGUACCCUUUCUUGGUGGUUUGGACUCGCAAAGAAUGGUCCGACACAAGCGCUCAGUGAACGUGCACGAGGCUGGCUUCAUUCAUUACCUGGACAUGGGCAUUUGGCAUCUGGCCUUUUACAACGACGGGCGCAAUACGGAACAAGUGUCUUUCAAUACUGUCAUCAUUGAGUCGAUUAUGGAGUGUCCCCAGAACUGUCAUGGAAAUGGAGAUUGUCUCUCAGGAAUAUGUCAUUGUUUUCCCGGAUUCCUGGGGCCCGACUGCUCUCGAGCUUCCUGCCCUGUGCUGUGUAGUGGGAAUGGACAGUAUUCCCGCGGACGCUGCCAGUGCUACAGCGGCUGGAAAGGUACGGAGUGCGAUGUGCCCAACAACCAGUGUGUUGACAUCCACUGCGGAGGACACGGCAUCUGCAUCGUGGGCGCCUGCAUUUGCAACACUGGUUAUAAAGGAGACAACUGUGAGGAAGUUGAUUGCAUCGACCCCAGUUGUUCCGCCCAUGGAGUGUGUAUUCAUGGCGAGUGUCACUGUCAGCUGGGCUGGGGCGGAGCCAGCUGUGAGAUUGCCAAGGCUAUGUGUCCAGACCAGUGUUCGGGUCAUGGCACUUUCAAUGCAGAGACCAGCACUUGUACCUGUGACCAGAACUGGACCGGACCAGACUGCUCCUUAGAGGUCUGUCAGGUGGUCUGCGGUCACCACGGCGUUUGUUAUGGUGGUCUGUGCCGAUGCGAAGAAGGGUGGGCCGGAACUGUGUGUGACCAGAAGGCCUGCCAUCCCUUAUGUAGCAAGAACGGUGUGUGUAAGGAGGGCAAGUGUGAGUGUGACCAGGGCUGGACCGGGGAGCAUUGCAAUAUCGCUCACAAUCCGGAUAUUAGAGUAAAAGAGGGUUGUCCCGGUCUCUGCAACAACAAUGGACGGUGCACCCUUGAGGCCAGUGGCUGGCAUUGUGUCUGCCAGUCUGGAUGGAGAGGAGCCGGAUGCCACGUUGCCAUGGAAACGCUCUGUACCGAUAACAAAGACAAUGAAGGAGACGGCUUGACUGACUGUAUGGAUCCAGACUGCUGCCUGCAGGUCUCCUGUCAGAAUCAGUUGUACUGUAAAGGAUCGCCUGACCCGGUGGAAGUACUUAGCCAGUCUCCAUCCUCGCUGGCUCCUCAGCAGGCCGCCAGGUCUUUUUACCAGCGUAUUCACUUCUUACUCGGUCCUGGAUCCACUCACGUUAUCCCUGCUGAGAGUCCGUUCAAUAAAAGCUUUGUGUCAAUAAUCCGGGGUCAGGUUUUGACAGCAGAUGGAACGCCCCUGAUUGGAGUCAAUGUGUCCUUUGUCCAUUACCCUGAACAUGGACACACUGUUACACGGCGAGAUGGCAUGUUUGAUCUGUUGGCCAAUGGUGGAGCAUCCCUUACGUUGAGUUUUGAACGCUCUCCGUUCCUGACCCAGUACAGAACCGUGUGGGUGCCUUGGAAUGUCUUUUAUGUGAUGGACACGCUGGCCAUGAAGAAGGAGGAGAAUGACAUUCCAAGCUGUGACCUGAGUGGUUUCAUCAGACCCAUUCCUGUCAUUGUCACACCCCCACUGUCCAUGUUCUACAAAAGUUCACCUGAAGAUAUUCCAAUUAUACCUGAAACACAGGUUUUACAAGAAGAAACCUCAAUACCUGGCAGUAACCUCAACCUGAUCUACCUGAGCUCAAGAGCUGCAGGAUACAAACCAAUUCUCAAAGUCACCAUGACACAGUCGUCAAUACCUUUUAACCUGAUGAAGGUUCACCUUAUGGUUGCGGUUGUGGGGCGUCUAUUCCAGAAGUGGUUUCCGGCCCAGCCAAAUCUAUCUUACACUUUCAUCUGGGACAAAACCGAUGCUUAUGGCCAGCGUGUUUAUGGACUAUCAGAGGCAGUUGUAUCCGUGGGCUUUGAAUACGAGUCCUGCCUGGACCUGAUCCUGUGGGAGAAGAGAACGGCAGUUCUCCAAGGCUAUGAGAUGGAUGCUUCCUACAUGGGAGGAUGGACCCUCGAUAAACAUCACAUUCUGGAUGUGCAAAACGGUAUCCUGUACAAAGGCAAUGGAGAGAACAUCUUUGUUUCCCAACAGCCUCCUGUCAUCAGCAGCAUCAUGGGAAACGGUCGCCGCCGCAGCAUCUCUUGCCCGAGCUGCAAUGGGCAAGCGGAGGGCAACAAGCUGCUGGCACCGCUGGCCUUGGCCUGUGGAGCAGAUGGCAGCGUCUACGUGGGAGACUUUAACUACAUCCGGAGGAUCUUCCCUUCCGGCAAUGUAACCAGUGUGAUGGAGCUCAGAAACAAAGAUUUCAGACAUAGCAACAACCCUGCCCACCGCUAUUAUCUGGCCACUGAUCCAGUGACAGGACAACUUUAUGUGUCUGACACCAACUCUCGACGGAUCUACAGACCCAAGAACCUGAGUGGUGCACGGGACCUCAUCAGUAACGGGGAAGUGGUGGCAGGUACUGGUGAACAAUGUCCUCCCUUUGACGAAGCACGGUGUGGAGAUGGAAAAAAAGCUACAGAAGCUCAGUUGCUGGGACCUAAAGGGAUUGCAGUUGACAAGAAUGGUUUGAUCUACUUUGUGGACGGGACAAUGAUCAGAAAAGUGGAUCGCAAUGGAAUCAUAUCAACAGUGCUUGGAAGCAACGACUUGACGUCUGCACGACCUCUCACCUGCGAUACCAGCAUGCACAUAAGACAGGUUCGUUUGGAAUGGCCCACUGAUCUAGCAAUCAGUCCCAUGGAUAACUCCAUCUACGUUUUGGAUAACAACGUUGUGCUGCAGAUUACAGAAAACAGACAGGUUCGAAUUGUGGCAGGUCGUCCCAUGCACUGCCAAGUCCCUGGUAUCGAAUAUACAAUUGGGAAGAGAGCUGUCCAGACCAUGUUAGAAGGCGCAACAGCCAUUGCUCUGUCCUACAAUGGCAUUCUCUACAUUGCUGAGACAGACGAGAAAAAAAUACACCGCAUUCGCCAGGUGUCAACUGAUGGAGAAAUGACUUACCUGGCGGGGGCCCCGUCUGAUUGUGAUUGCAAGAACGAUGCCAACUGUGACUGUUACCAAAGCGGAGACGGUUAUGCGAAAGAUGCAAGGCUUAACUGUCCUUCCUCGUUGGUGGUGUCCUCGGAUGGUACGCUGUAUGUGGCCGAUCUGGGAAACAUUCGCAUUCGGGCAAUUCGGCGCAAUCAACCACCUACUGGCUCUUUGGCAUCAGGACCUAGCUCCUAUGAAGUGGCCUCUCCAGCUUCCCAGGAGCUCUAUGUGUUUGACUUGAAUGGAACUCAUCAAUUCACAGUAUCCCUGGUCACUGGAGACUAUAAAUACAAUUUUAGCUACAGCAACGAGGAGGAUUUAACAGCAGUGACCGACAGCAACGGCAACACCCUCCGUAUCCGUAGAGAUACCAAUAGGAUGCCUGUGCGUCUGGUCGCCCCAGACAAUCAGGUCAUCUGGCUGACCAUUGGAACAAAUGGAGGUCUGAAGUCUCUCACAGCGCAGGGUCAAGAGCUGGUCUUGUUUAGUUACCACGGCAACAGUGGCUUACUGGCGACCAAGAGCAUCCAAAUUGGCUGGACUACUUUCUAUGAUUAUGAUAACGAGGGGCGUUUGACUAAUGUCACCUUCCCUACUGGCGUCGUUACCAAUCUCCAUGGCGACAUGUCAUCAGGAGCCGUUGCUGUGGAUAUUGAGACGUCAGGGAGAGACGAGGAUGUUUCCAUAACGACUAAUCUUUCCUCAGUAGACUCCUUCUACACUUUGGUGCAAGACCAGCUGCGUAACAGUUACCAAGUGGGUAAGGACCAUUCUCUCAGGGUCAUCUACGCCAAUGGGAUGGAUACACACUAUCAGACAGAGCCUCAUAUUCUGGCAGGGGCUGCCAACCCAACCAUAGCGCGACGGAACAUGACACUUCCAGGAGAGAAUGGCCAAAACCUGGUGGAGUGGAGGUUCAGGAAGGAACAGACCCGAGGGAAAGUCAUUGUAUUUGGAAGAAAGCUUAGGGUAAAUGGAAGGAAUCUUUUGUCUGUAGAUUAUGACCGUACCUUGCGAACAGAGAAGAUCUAUGACGAUCACAGGAAGUUCUUACUGAAGAUCAUUUACGACACACAAGGCCAUCCAACGUUGUGGGUCCCAAGCAGCAAGCUGCUCUCUGUUAACCUGACAUACUCCAGUACGGGACAGGUGACUGGCCUGCAGAGGGGUCCAACCAUUGAGAAGUGGGAUUACGACAGUCAAGGCAGAAUCAUUUCUAGAGUGUUUGCUGAUGGAAAGACUUGGAGCUACACGUACUUGGAUAAGUCCAUGGUCUUGCUACUACACAGCCAGCACCAGUACAUUUUCGAUUACGACUCAGGGGACCGCCUGUCAGCCGUUACUAUGCCGAGCGUGGCCCGACACACCAUGCAGACCAUCAGAUCCAUCGGCUACUACAGAAAUAUCUACACCCCCCCUGAGAGCAACGCCUCAGUUACUGUGGACUACUCUGAAGACGGACAGCUGCUUAGAGUUGCACAUCUUGGGACUGGACGCCGAAUAUUGUACAAUUAUCGCAAACAGAACAAGCUGGCAGAGAUCCUGUAUGAUUCAACACGAGUCAGCUUCACAUAUGAUGAGACUGCUGGCGUGCUGAAGACUGUCAACUUGCAGAGUGAAGGCUUCAUCUGCUCCAUCCGAUACCGGCAAAUUGGCCCUCUGGUCGACCGGCAGAUAUUCCGCUUCAGCGAGGACGGGAUGGUGAACGCACGUUUCGACUACACCUACGACAACAGCUUCAGAGUCACCAGCAUGCAGGCAGUAAUCAACGAGACGCCGCUGCCUAUCGAUCUCUACCAGUUUGACGACAUCUCGGGGAAAGUGGAGCAGUUUGGAAAGUUUGGAGUUAUUUAUUAUGACAUCAACCAGAUCAUUUCCACUGCAGUCAUGACCUACACCAAACACUUUGACCAGCACGGUCGCAUUAAGGAGAUCCAGUAUGAGAUCUUUAGGUCUCUGAUGUACUGGAUUACCAUCCAGUACGACAACAUGGGCAGAGUCACCAAGCGGGAGAUUAAGAUCGGCCCAUUUGCCAACACGACUAAAUACGGCUACGAUUACGACGUUGAUGGACAGUUGCAGACGGUGUCCCUCAAUGAGAAGAUGAUGUGGAGGUACAAUUAUGAUCUGAAUGGGAACUUACAUUUGCUGAAUCCUGGAAACAGCGGUCGGUUGACGCCUCUUCGUUACGACCUCAGAGACAGAAUCACCCGUUUGGGAGACGUUCAGUACAAACUGGAUGAAGAUGGUUUCCUGAGACAGAGAGGAGCGGACAUAUUUGAAUACAACUCCAAAGGUCUUCUCGUUCGAGUUUACAGUAAAUCUGCCAGCUGGACCAUCCAGUAUCGUUACGACGGUCUGGGUAGGCGAGUGGCAGCAAGGAACAGUCUGGGCCAGCAUCUACAGUUCUUCUAUGCUGACCUGAACUACCCCACCAGAAUCACCCAUGUUUACAACCACUCAAGUUCUGAAAUCACAUCAUUUUACUACGACUUGCAGGGCCAUGUUUUUGCUAUGGAAAUCAGCAGUGGAGAGGAGUUUUACAUUGCCUGUGAUAACACUGGAACCCCGCUGGCUGUCUUUAGCAACAAUGGACUCUUACUGAAACAGGUGCAGUACACGGCGUACGGCGAGAUUUAUUUUGAUUCCAACCCCGACUUUGUGCUGGUAAUUGGUUUCCACGGUGGAUUGUAUGAUCCUCUGACACGACUGCUGCAUUUUGGAGACAGAGACUACGACAUCCCCGCCGGAAGAUGGACGACUCCUGACAUCAGCAUGUGGACGAGAGUUGGAAAAGACCCUCAGCCUUUCAAUCUCUACAUGUUCAGGGGCAACAACCCCAUCAGCAAAAUCCAUCAAGUCAAAGAAUAUGUGACAGACGUGAACAUCUGGUUGGUGACAUUUGGAUUCCAUCUGCACAACGCUAUCCCAGGAUUCCCAAUUCCCAAAUUUGACUUGACACAGCCGUCGCUGGAGAUGACGAAAAGUCAGCUGUGGGACGACCUGCCUUCUAUCUCAGGUGUGCAGCAGGAAGUGACUCGUCAGUGUCGGGCCUUCCUGUCCUUCGAGCGAAUGCCUGAAAUCCAGCUGAGCCGCAGGCACUCGGACCACGCUAAACCUUGGCUGUGGUUCGCCACCAUCAAGUCUCUCAUCGGGAAAGGGGUGAUGCUCGCCGUGAUCGAAGGCCGCGUGGUGACCAACGCUCUCAACAUCGCCAACGAGGACUGCAUCAAAGUGGCGGCGGUUUUGAACAACGCCUUCUACCUGGAGGACCUGCACUUCACCGUGGAAGGGCGAGACACGCACUACUUCAUCAAGACCAGUCUGCCCGAGAACGAUCUCAGCGCGCUGCGUCUGACCUCAGGGCGGAAAUCGCUGGAAAACGGCGUGAACGUCACCGUGUCGCAGUCGACGACGGUGAUGAACGGCCGGACGCGGCGCUUCGCCGACGUGGAGCUGCAGUACGGCACGCUGGCGCUCCACGUGCGCUACGGGACCACGCUGGACGAGGAGAAGGCGCGAGUCCUGGAGCACGCCAGGCAGAGGGCGCUGGCGAGCACCUGGACCCGCGAGCAACAGCGGGUGAGAGACGGCGAGGAGGGCGUGCGGCUGUGGACCGAGGGGGAGAAAAGGCAGCUGCUGAGUAGCGGCAAGGUCGCGGGUUACGACGGUUACUACGUCCUGUCCAUCGAACAGUACCCGCAGCUAGCCGACAGCGCCAACAACCUUCAGUUCUUACGGCAGAGCGAGAUCGGCAGGAGGUAACGGCAUCAGGAAAAGGUCGUAGGCGCCAAAUGGACGUUGAUGACUGAACUGUUUUCAGAGUCGCGGAAGAAAACAAAUGUAUUUUUGUCGAGGACGAACAACGGAGGAAACAAUCAGGAGAACAAAUACGACAAAUCCACAAAAACAUAAGUUGACCAAUGCCUUCUCUUUCUCUCUUUCUUACAAUCUUUCUACCUGCCUUUAAACAGCAUGCAUACUCCACCUUUCCCCGAGUCGUGUGCAGUAUGUCAUGCUGUCCAGCUGCCAUACAGCCGGACGUAAAACUAGCAUUUCAGCAGACCCGGAUGAGUCGCAGAGCAUUUCCGACAGUUCUGAACCGACCGGCGAACAAAAACGCGUCCGAGGAUCCCGGACGGAAGUUGUCAGUGUUGUUCGAUGGCUGUUUUCCGGACUGUAAACGUUUCACGGUCUUUUGUUUUCAUGGCUUAAGUCGUCCGAGGGAACUGUUGUGGGACUCUCAAGAGAGACAAGCACAAAAAAAAAAGAACAAUGGUUCGUACGGGGGCGGCUAGGGAAUUCUGUUUGAAUAUUUUUGUUUUGUUUUAUAUGAAAACAUUGUGUUGCGUUUGCUUUGGAAAAAAAAGGGGGGGAUAUAAAAAUGAAGAAAAAAAGUGUUUACAUGCUAUAACAGAUACCACUAUUACUACUCGUACUACCACCACCACCACCACCACCGGAAUGGACUAUGGAGCUUAACCUCUUCAACCGUUUUGCAAGGAAAGACAUCCAAUACAAAUACGAUUAUUCUGUGCAUGUGCAAGUUCUACAUGGACGAUGUUGAAAGUAAAGAGGAGACUUUGAUGGUUACUGUAGAUGUGAAAAUGUACAUAUUUUACGACUGGAUAAGAGUAAACCAAGCCGGUAGACGAAUGUACCGUUGGAAAGGCUAAGUGUUAGCUUUCAAACGGUGCUCAGUUUGUCACAUUUUUGUUUCAUGAAAUGAUCGCUUGUUUUCCACAUUCCCAUUUAAAUGAUCAAAGUUUGAAUUGUCUUCUGCGUUCCUCAGACAUGGUUUAUUUGAGCGGACGUUCUUGUUAUGGGAUACUGAUCAACCAACAUGGCAACAGAGACAACAGUACAGCCGUACGUCCUUUCAAACAAACUAAAGCAGUCAUUGUAUUUUUGUUUCUUUGUUGUUGAUGCAUUUUCUAUUCAAUCCUCAUCAACAUCUCCAUGUAAGAAGGUAGCAUAGCGCCAUGGCGUUCGUGGACUCUUGUGGUCCCACCACCAAUUCUGCCAAGUGGGACCCCGUCUCAUGAUGCAUAGAACGUGUGCUUUUAUCGGUCAAAGUUGGUAGUAUUGCUUGCAAUAGAAACAUGUUGUCUUGGCUUUUCUGGGGGGAGGGGGUGCCGGGGGGGUGCUGUGGGUAGAAACCAGUCGUUGCUUCUCUCGACAUUUUUUGUUUCUCUUUAAGAGAAGAGCACCGCCAUCAGUGACUUUGGUGAGUAACAAUAAUCAAUGAAGAAUCGACUGUGAGUCUUUGUGCUCUUAGAGAGUUUUACAUGUGUGUUUGUUUCCAAGAAGGGAAUGCAAUCGGAAUUGUUUUUGUUUUUUUAAAGAAACUUAUCAGAGAGUGUUACUGUAAAAUCAUAAGCCACUAUUUUUUUUUUCCCAGAAACAAGAUGAAUUGAUGGUGUGUUAUGGGUUUUAUCGUCUUUAUUUCAAAGGUUGACAAAUUCCACUUAUCUGUACAACAAUACUCGACUGCUGGUGUUUCUACAGUGAACAAUAAAUUCCUUUUAAAUGUCUCCUGGUUUUUUAAGUUCUAAAUCAAUUUAACGUUAUUACUUUUUCCACAUGCUUUGAACCUUGCGGCAGAAAGGCAACUGACAACGUUUCUCAUUCGGUCACUAGCGUAAUCGUACAGUAGGUGAGUGUAAGAACUGGGCUGUCUUGGAC
This is a messenger RNA of Nerophis lumbriciformis (worm pipefish), 10915 nucleotides long. RefSeq names its product teneurin transmembrane protein 3 (gene tenm3). The record is from RefSeq and is a predicted model, not a curated record. Gene Ontology annotation, biological process: neuron development; signal transduction; heterophilic cell-cell adhesion. NCBI's taxonomy places the organism in Eukaryota, Metazoa, Chordata, Actinopteri, Syngnathiformes, Syngnathidae. Gene Ontology annotation, molecular function: protein heterodimerization activity; cell adhesion molecule binding; protein homodimerization activity. Gene Ontology annotation, cellular component: neuron projection; membrane.